AGUAUCAUUUCUUGUGUUCUUUAGAAUAGUAAAGAAAUAACACAAGAUUGAUGAUGAGGUACAUCACUGUAAUCUUCAGCCCUGAUUAGCCUAAACAGACCAACUAAAGGAACUGCAUCUUUUCUAAUACUAUGUAUGUUCUAAUCUCAUCAUGUAAUCUUUUCCUUUGAAGUAAACAUCAUCUAGUCCAACCCCAGACGCAGAAGCAAGAGACCCAGAUGGAAAGCAGAGAGGAGAGAGCUCUCGUCUCAUUUGUCAUCGCAUCACUCUCGGCAUCACGCCCCCCACAUGCUGCCUGCCAGUCAGUCUCCAGCUCCAGACUGUGACUACCCGUGGACGCAUGCCUCCGUGCAAACAAAUUAUCAUCAGGAGUUCACAGCCAGAGACCACUAGAGACUUUUUCUACUCCGAAUUUCUGCUCGUAGCAGCAGAUUUAGGUGUUCAGUGCUCAGCUCUAGUACACACAACCAUUGGGCCGCAGGCGGAGAGAGUGCUUGCUAAUUGGCCACGCAUUGAUGCUGGCAUGCUGCCCAGCUACUCGCAAUAAUGUGUUGUUGUUGUUGUUGUUCAUCUUGACUCCGUCCGUCGGUCGGUCCGUCCGUCCGUCCACCACACGCAUCAGUGCCCCGUACUACUCCAUGCGUCUCAAUGCUGCAGCUUGUUGUGUGACAGAGAGAGCUUCCAUCGCCAUACCAUUCCUUGACGACUCGUUUCUUCCUUCUUGGAUUCUCAAUUUACACGCAGUUUGUGCUUCCCCCGAAAGCUGCUGCCAGCGCGGCGCUUCUUUGGGCUCCUCUUGCCUUUAAGCUGCUUCUUUGUUCUUUUCUUUUGUUCUACUAGCCGCUUUUUUCCUUUUGCUGCUUUUUUCGUUCUUGGUUUUCUUGAUCUCCCUUGUUGAUCUAAUGCUCUUAUCCUGAGGUGGUAGAAACCCCAUUGGUUUGGUAGAGGGAUGUUCUGAUAGAUGAUUGCAUCGGCAGACAGGUUCUUCUUGCGCCGCUGCAAAUCUUGAAGAGGGCAUGUCGGAGUCGAGCAGAGCGUUCGAGGUGAAUGUGCCGUCCUCCAGCGAGCCGGCGGUCCCGGCCGGCGGCAAGAAGAAGAAGGGCGGCGGCGGGAGCGUGGCGUUCCACAGGCUGUUCGCGUUCGCCGACGGCGGGGACGCGGCGCUGAUGCUGCUGGGCGCGCUCGGCGCCGUGGCCAACGGCGCCGCGCUGCCGCUCAUGACCGUCCUCUUCGCCGGCCUCGUCGACGCCUUCGGCGGCGCCGCGGCCGGCACCGGCGACGUCAUGGCGCGCGUCUCCCAGGUCUCGCUGGACUUCGUCUACCUGGCCGUCGCCUCCGCCGUGGCCUCCUUCGUCCAGGUGACGUGCUGGAUGAUCACCGGGGAGCGGCAGGCGGCGCGGAUACGGAACCUGUACCUGAAGACCAUACUCAGGCAGGAGGUGGCCUUCUUCGACAUGUACGCCAGCACGGGCGAGGUCGUCGGGAGGAUGUCGGGCGACACGGUGCUCAUCCAGGACGCCAUGGGGGAGAAGGUCGGCAAGUUCAUCCAGCUGCUGGUGACAUUCCUGGGGGGAUUCGCCGUGGCCUUCGCGCAGGGCUGGCUCCUCACCCUCGUCAUGCUGGCCACCAUCCCGCCGCUCGUCGUGUCUGGCGCCGUCAUGUCCAGCGUUGUUGCAAGAAUGGCGUCGCUGGGCCAGGCCGCCUAUGCUGACGCCUCGGUCGUCGUCGAGCAGACUGUCGGCUCCAUUAGAACAGUUGCAUCAUUCACCGGGGAGAAGAAGGCAGUGGAGAAGUACAACAAAUCACUGAAGAGUGCUUACAGCUCCGGUGUCCGGGAAGGCCUCGCCGCAGGCGUUGGCAUGGGCACCGUCAUGGUGCUCCUGUUCUGUGGUUACUCCCUUGGUAUAUGGUAUGGAGCCAAGCUGAUCCUGGAGAAGGGAUACACCGGCGCACAGGUCAUGAAUGUCAUUUUCGCGGUGCUCACUGGUUCGCUCGCUCUAGGACAGGCAUCACCAAGCAUGAAAGCAUUCGCAGGCGGGCAGGCUGCUGCAUACAAGAUGUUUCAAACAAUAAACAGGGAGCCUGAGAUCGAUGCGUACAGCACAGCAGGUAGGAAGCUAGAUGACAUUCAGGGGGAUAUCGAAUUCAGAGAUGUUUACUUUUCUUACCCGACUAGGCCCGACGAGCAAAUAUUCAGAGGUUUCUCCCUUGCCAUACAGAGUGGCACUACCAUUGCAUUGGUUGGCCAGAGUGGUAGUGGCAAAUCAACAGUCAUCAGCUUGAUUGAACGGUUUUACGACCCUCAGCUCGGCGAAGUUCUAAUAGAUGGAAUGAAUAUCAAGGAGUUGCAGUUGAGGUGGAUCAGAAGUAAAAUUGGCCUAGUGAGCCAGGAGCCAGUCCUGUUUGCUGCUAGCAUAAGAGAUAACAUUGCUUAUGGCAAGGACAACGCGACAAAUCAGGAAAUUAGAGCUGCAGCUGAGCUUGCUAACGCAUCGAAAUUCAUUGAUAAAUUGCCCCAGGGUUUCGCUACUUCUGUUGGUGAACAUGGAACACAAUUAUCUGGCGGGCAAAAGCAAAGAAUUGCUAUUGCCAGAGCAAUUCUCAAAGAUCCAAAAAUCCUACUAUUGGAUGAAGCAACAAGCGCUUUGGACACUGAAUCUGAAAGGAUUGUGCAGGAGGCCCUUGAUAGGGUCAUUACAAAUCGGACCACUGUCAUAGUUGCUCACCGUUUGAGUACUGUCAGGAAUGCUGAUACUAUUGCUGUCAUACAUCGAGGAUCAAUAGUCGAAAAAGGUCCACACCAUGAUCUUCUAAGAGAUCCAGAGGGAUCUUACAGCCAACUGAUACGCCUACAGGAAACAAGUCAUACUUCUGAAGGUGCAAAUUACCAGAACAAGUCAGGUAGAAAGGGUGAUUCAGGGAUUCACUUUGGCAAACAGUCAUCAGCAGAUCGGUCACGCAGCCAAACAAUUUCUCGGGACAAUGGUAGCAGUCACUCAUUCUCCGCGUCAUUUGGUAUACCUCUUGAAACUGAUGUUCAAGACUCAUCAAAUAAGAUAGUUGAAGAAAUACCACAAGAAGUGCCUCUCAGUCGUCUUGCCUCACUUAACAAACCAGAGAUCUCAGUGCUUAUACUUGGUUCGAUUGCUUCUGCUAUCAGCGGAGUGAUAUUUCCAAUCUUCGCAAUACUUCUGUCGAAUGUUAUCAAAGCAUUCUAUGAGCCUCCACAAAUGCUAAAAAAGGAUGCCGAGUUUUGGUCAUCCAUGUUCUUGGUAUUUGGUGCAGUAUACUUCUUGUCGCUCCCUCUCGGCUCAUACCUUUUUUCAGUGGCUGGGUGCAAGUUGAUCAGAAGGAUCAGACUGAUGACUUUUGAAAAGGUGGUCAAUAUGGAGAUUGGAUGGUUUGAUCACCCAGAGAACUCAAGUGGCUCGAUCGGGGCAAGGCUAUCGGCCGAUGCAGCAAAAGUUAGGGGGCUUGUGGGUGAUACACUUCAACUGGUUGUGCAGAAUUCUGCAACUUUAGUUGCUGGUUUGGUAAUUGCUUUCGUAUCAAACUGGGAGUUAUCUCUGAUCAUCUUGGCGUUGAUACCACUCAUCGGCCUCAAUGGUUGGAUCCAGAUGAAAUUUAUUCAGGGAUUCAGUGCAGAUGCAAAGAUGAUGUACGAGGAGGCAAGUCAAGUGGCAAAUGAUGCUGUAGGCAGCAUAAGGACAGUGGCGUCAUUUUCAGCUGAAGAAAAGGUGAUGGACUUGUACAAGAAAAAAUGCGAAGGACCCCUGCGAACAGGGAUCAGGACAGGAAUAAUAAGCGGCAUUUGUUUCGGGGUUUCCUUCUUUCUGCUGUUUGGAGUCUACGCAGCAAGCUUCUACGCUGGUGCUCGGCUUGUCGAGGACAAGAAAACAACGUUUCCCAAAGUUUUCAGGGUGUUUCUUGCGCUCACAAUGGCAGCCAUCGGGGUGUCGCACACUAGUACCCUAACUACAGAUUCCUCCGAAGCGAGAUCAGCUGUAUCUUCUAUAUUCGCCAUAAUGGAUCGUAAAUCUACCAUAGACCCAAGUGACGAUGCUGGGGUGAGUCUGGAGCCACUACAGGGUGAUAUCGAGUUUCGGCACGUGAGAUUCAGAUACCCGACCCGCCCAGAUGUCCAGAUCUUCGAAGACCUGUGCUUGACAAUUCAGUCUGGAAAGACUGUGGCGCUUGUCGGAGAGAGCGGCAGCGGCAAAUCCACGGCGAUAUCGCUGCUGCAGAGGUUCUACGAUCCUGAUGCAGGCCAUAUACUUGUAGAUGGGGUGGACAUCCAGAAUUUCAAUCUGAGGUGGCUAAGGCAGCAGAUGGGGCUGGUGAGCCAAGAGCCGUCCCUCUUCAACGACACGAUCCGAGCAAACAUCGCCUACGGGAAGGAAGGGCAGGCGACGGAACCAGAAAUCAUCUCCGCCGCGAAAUUGGCGAACGCCCACGAGUUCAUCAGCUCGCUGCACCAGGGGUACGAGACGGUGGUCGGGGAGCGCGGCGCCCAGCUGUCGGGAGGGCAGAAGCAGCGGGUAGCGAUCGCGCGCGCCGUGGCCAAGGACCCGAGGAUCCUGCUGCUGGACGAGGCGACGAGCGCGCUGGACGCCGGGUCGGAGCGGGCGGUGCAGGACGCGCUGGACAGGGCGGCGGCGGGGCGGACGACGGUGGUGGUGGCGCACCGCCUGUCCACGGUCCGGGCCGCGGACGUGAUCGCGGUGGUGAAGGACGGGGCGAUCGUCGAGAGGGGCACGCACGACGCCCUGGUCGCCGUGAGAGGCGGCGCGUACGCGUCCCUCGUCGCCCUCCACUCGGCGGCCGAUGCCUCGCCGUCGUCGCUGUAAUGCCGCUCCGACGGAGGUCCGUCCGUGCGAGAGAGGGGGAUGAAGAUCUGGUGUAAUUAAUCCAGCUAAUUAAUCCGUUCAGGAGCCAGUCUCUGGGGCGAUCAGGGUCUGAUGAACUGCUCCCAAAACCUAAGCAUGAAAGAUUAUUUGUUUAUAGAAAUAGCAAAAUCCAAAUGUAAAUGGUACUACGUACUACAAAAGAAAAUGUUCCCUCCAACUAAAAAAAAGACAUUUAGCGCA
Brachypodium distachyon (stiff brome) is the source of this 5087-nucleotide messenger RNA. RefSeq names its product ABC transporter B family member 4. The transcript has 10 exons. Gene Ontology annotation, molecular function: ATP binding; ABC-type transporter activity; ATP hydrolysis activity. NCBI's taxonomy places the organism in Eukaryota, Viridiplantae, Streptophyta, Magnoliopsida, Poales, Poaceae. The coding region runs from base 1017 to 4847 and encodes 1276 amino acids. Gene Ontology annotation, cellular component: membrane. Gene Ontology annotation, biological process: transmembrane transport. The record is from RefSeq and is a predicted model, not a curated record.